UUUGUCUUCAAGCUUUUCCCCCGAAACGGCCUGCGUUUGAAGUGAAUCACCACAAUGAAUACCUACAGAACCGUUUUAUCUUUAUGUGCUCUGGCCAUUCUGAAUCUGGACGUGUGUCUGGUUACAGAAGCCUUGCAGUACGGAGAUCAGGAUAAGCCUUCUAAUAAGACAGAUGUUGAGGGCUAUUUGAGACGCUAUGGCUAUUUGACUGAAAGAUCUUAUAGUUCUGCAUCCUUAGGAGAAAUGGCCGACGCUCUCAAGAAGUUUCAAGAUUUUCUUCAACUUAACGUCACGGGGCAAGUUGACCAAGCUACAUUAAAGGUUAUGUCAAUGCCUCGUUGUGGUGUCUCUGAUGUUAUGAACACAGAACAUUCAAAAGUGGUGAAAUGGAAUAUAACUCGAUUGACAUACAAAUUCAUAAAGUACUCACAAAAAAUAUCUCAGAAUGAUGCCAGGAAUUCAGUGAAGCUAAAACUUAAUGUUAUAAAUUUUUAUUUUUUAGUUGGAGUCUUAGCCCACGCCUUUUUCCCCAUUCCCCGCCCAAUAGGCGGUGAUACUCACUUUGAUGAUGACGAAGCAUGGACCAUAGGUGGUGGAAAAGGAGUUGAUUUAUUCUACAUAGCUACGCAUGAAUUUGGUCAUGCCCUUGGUCUACCCCAUUCGGGAAACAAAGAGUCAGUGAUGAAGCCGUACUAUGCGGGUUACAUACCAAACUUGAAACUCCAUUCUGAUGAUGUAAAAGAAAUUCAGAAAAGAUAUGGUAAGUAA
Octopus bimaculoides (California two-spot octopus) is the source of this 768-nucleotide messenger RNA. Its product is annotated as matrilysin. Gene Ontology annotation, molecular function: metalloendopeptidase activity; zinc ion binding. Gene Ontology annotation, biological process: extracellular matrix organization; proteolysis; collagen catabolic process. The record is from RefSeq and is a predicted model, not a curated record. NCBI's taxonomy places the organism in Eukaryota, Metazoa, Mollusca, Cephalopoda, Octopoda, Octopodidae. Gene Ontology annotation, cellular component: extracellular matrix.